AUGCUUACUGGCGAGUCUCGGCCAAUCGAGAAGUAUGCAAAAUCCAGCAUCAUCGCUGGAACAAUCAAUGGUUCGGGAACUCUAAUUGCUCGUGUCACCCGCCUCCCGGGAGAUAAUACAAUCAGCCUGAUCGCCGCCAUGGUCGAUGAAGCUAAGCUGUCAAAGCCACAUCUGCAAGAACUCGCAGACAAAGUGUCUUCGUACUUCGUACCAGUUAUUCUCGCUCUCGCAAUUGUUACUUUCCUGGUAUGGAUUGCUAUUGGCAUAUCAAUGCAAGCCAAACCCGGCUCAGAGGCUGUCGUCCAGGCUAUUACUUAUGCAAUUACGGUGUUGAUUGUCUCAUGUCCCUGCGCCAUAGGACUUGCCGUGCCCAUGGUUGUUGUCAUCGUCUGUGGUAUGACAUCGAAGAGUGGGGUUAUAUUCAAGUCUGCAGGAGCGAUCGAAGUCGCCUACAAAACCUCGCACGUGGUCCUGGACAAGACAGGAACUUUGACCAAAGGGAAUAUGAAUGUCGCAAUUGAGAAUUAUAACGAACAUGGCAGAGACCAGAUGGCCCUCCUAUUGGGCCUUCUUAGCGACAGCAAACAUCCAGUCUCCGUUGCAGUGAAAAAUCAUCUCAAAGAGAAGGGCAUCCUUGCAUCUGCCGUCCCGGGUGCCAUCAAUGUUAUCGGCUGUGGCGUGGAAUCUCAGCUAGAUGGCCAGUCUUUGAAAGCCGGAAAUGCUCGCUGGCUAAAUCUCCCAACAAACAGCUUAGUUCAGCCAGUUCUAUCUCGGGGUUAUACCACAUUCUGCUUCACUAUCGACGGGGUAUUGUGCGCGGUCUUCGGCCUCGAGGAUUCACUCCGUGACAGUGCAGAGUACCUUGUCUCCAAUCUACACCAACGCGGUAUCUCGGUUCAUGUUGUAUCGGGUGACGACGAUGGAUCCGUUAAUAAUGUGGCAACAAAGUUAGGGAUCACCGAAAGUAAUGUGCAUGCACGCAGCUCUCCUGCGGACAAGCAGACUUACAUCAAGAAGCUCAUGGACGACUUCACCGAUACAAAGCCGGUUGUAAUCUUCUGUGGUGAUGGCGCCAACGACGCAGUUGCAUUGGCGCAAGCAACCAUCGGGAUUCAUAUCAACGAGGGCAGUGAUAUCGCUCAAUCAGCUGCCGAUGUAGUGCUUAUGCGACCAGACCUGUCCGGGGUUCUCACGGUUAUUGACGCGAGCAAUGCCUCUGUCCGACGAAUCAAGUUCAACUUCGGGUGGAGCUUUGUUUACAACACCUUUGCUGUGCUUCUCGCUGCGGGAGCCUUUGUGAAAGCUCGGAUUCCACCUGAGUUUUCGGGACUGGGAGAGCUUGUCAGCGUGCUUCCUGUCAUUGCCGCAGCUGUGCUUCUGCGAUGGUCUCAAUUUUGA
Molecule: messenger RNA, 1398 nt
Organism: Penicillium manginii
Lineage: Eukaryota; Fungi; Ascomycota; Eurotiomycetes; Eurotiales; Aspergillaceae
Product: ATPase P-type K/Mg/Cd/Cu/Zn/Na/Ca/Na/H-transporter
Exons: 1
Coding region: 1-1398 (465 amino acids)
Biological process (GO): monoatomic cation transport
Cellular component (GO): membrane
Molecular function (GO): ATP hydrolysis activity; ATP binding; ATPase-coupled monoatomic cation transmembrane transporter activity
Source: RefSeq, a predicted model, not a curated record